Molecule: messenger RNA, 1878 nt
Organism: Symbiodinium natans
Lineage: Eukaryota; Dinophyceae; Suessiales; Symbiodiniaceae
Source: the annotation of a GenBank genome assembly
AUGGCGUGCCAGUGCCAGGAGAAGCCGUGUGAGCUGACUGCCCUGGAGCUCCACGCGCGGAAGCUCAGCGCGGGGCUUGCAAGGGGCUCCGCAUCCCUGCGGACAAGCCCCUCCUACUGCUUCGAGAUGUACGUCGUCGCUGCCGAGGUUGUGGUCAACAUGACCGAGGUCCUGCCGCACGAGACGCUGCUCCAGAAUGGCUGGGUCAUCCCCUUUGAUGACAGCAUGGGAAAUGCCAUGUUCGUGUCACACCAGUGGGCCGCCUCAGAGCAUCCGGAUCCGAGCAUGGAGCAGUUCCGGGUACUCCAGGAUGCUUUGAGAAACAUCAUGUCGGAGCACGCGGUCAUUUCCGGAAACAUUAGCUUCGAGCUCUACGCUGGGCAGCAGGGCAGUCUCUCUGUCCGAGACCUGUUAGCGAAGCCGCUCUUCCUUUGGUACGACUUCUUCUCGUGCCCACAGUCGGCCUCGGCUGAAGUGCCGCGGAAGUUGGCCAUCAGAAGCAUCCCUGCUUACGUGGACAACUGCCAGUUCUUCAUCGUCUUGUGUCCCCACGUGCGUCACAGGGAGCAAGACCUCUUUCUCAAUCGAAGAAGUUGGGAAAGCCGCGGGUGGUGUAGGUUGGAGCGCAUGGCGCAAGAGCUUACGACAAGGGCCGAUGCAUGCUUCUCUGUACAGAUUCAAGGCGCAACUCAUCACGAGGAAACGCCACCCUUUGGACGGGAGAAGGCCCCUGUGGGCCUGGGGCAUUUCACGGUGGAGUCAGACCGGAAUAUGAUCGCACCGGUGCUGCAAAGUAUGGUGCGCAGGAAGCUGCAUUCCUACCUGAAUAAGGCUGAUUUCCACAACUACCGCGUCAUGCUGAACUUGCAGAAAGUGCACUACAGGGGUCUUCCCCUCGAUCCGAUUGAUGACUUGGUGCCAGGGUUUGAGUCCGACACCCAGGAUCCAGCAGCCUUCGCCACCGAAGUCUUCAUGUACCAAAACGGAUUUCAAUCCGUGGAUCAGCGCACCGACGAAGGCUGGACUCCCAUCUGCUUUGCUGCGGUGGAUGGGUCUCCACUCAUCAUCUCACACCUCCUGGAGAUGCGCGCGAAUGUGGACGAUCGUUUGGAGAACGCCGAGCCAUCGAGCACCUUCGGACAGCAAGCUCACUUGCUCCACCUCUGCGCCUUCCUGAUGCAUAACGACGCCCUGCGUGUCUUGCUGAGCCACAGAGCCGGGCUCACCACUCAAGACAGGUAUGGGGCGACGGCUCUGCAUUGGGCCGCCUUUGCUGACAACGUGGAUGGCAUCAGCGUCCUGCUCGAAGCCGGCUGUGAUCCGAUGGCGUGCAAUAUUCUGGAUGCGACCGCUUUCAGGGUAGCAAGUCUUGCAGGCUCCAUCGCAAGUAUGAAGGCGCUUCUGCCCUUCAGCCCCUGGCAAGAGUUGGACCUUGCCCUUCAUGAUGCCCUGCUGCAUGGGGCCGGAACUGCAGACGUUGUGUCGACUUUGAUCGCCAUGGGGGCAGAUGUAAACAACCAGUUGGCUACGCCUUUGUUGAGCCCGCUGGGUAUUUGGUUCGGGUGCCUCAGCCUGCGACACCACUGGAGCGAAUCAAAGCUCAGUGCUUACGCCUACCAUCACUACAGCGCUACUCCUCUCAUGUGCAGCAUCAUCACGCAUGCAUAUGAAGCAACAGCUGUGUUGCUAGCAGUCGGUGCACGAGAAGACCUGCGAAAUUCACGCGGGCGUACAGCAAUGGAUCUGGCCAUUGAGAUGAGGGCUCCGGAGUACAUCGUAUCGGCCUUGCGAGAUUCCCACGGCGCGCGGGCUAAGCUCCUGCGGGGCGUGGCCUGCAUAGCGGCGGUGGCCUCUGAAGUCCUUUCAACGACAAUGUAG